Messenger RNA from Aspergillus glaucus CBS 516.65, 858 nucleotides. It is a transcript of the gene cox5b, whose product is annotated as cytochrome c oxidase subunit IV. NCBI's taxonomy places the organism in Eukaryota, Fungi, Ascomycota, Eurotiomycetes, Eurotiales, Aspergillaceae. Gene Ontology annotation, cellular component: mitochondrial envelope. Gene Ontology annotation, biological process: mitochondrial electron transport, cytochrome c to oxygen. The record is from RefSeq and is a predicted model, not a curated record. Bases 1 to 588 code for a protein of 195 amino acids. The transcript is spliced from 6 exons.
AUGUUCCUUCAGCGUACGGUGUCUACCCUCGCGAGGCGCACCCCCGUGCGGGGCCUUGCUGCCGCGCGCCCGUUUUCUUCGUCCGUUAGCCGAUUCCACAAGUACGAGGUUAAGGAGGCUAAGCUCCGUUCUCUUGACGCGAUCCAAACCGAAGACGACCUCAUCCCUCCCGGUGCUAAGCCCGGUACCAUCCCUACCGAUAUCGAACAGGCCACUGGUCUCGAGCGUCUCGAACUCGUCGGUAAAAUGCAGGGCAUUGACAUCUUCGACUUGAAGCCUUUGGAUGCUUCCCGCAAGGGAACUAUCGAGGACCCGAUUGUUGUCAACGGUGCUGGUGACGAGCAGUACGCUGGUUGCACUGGUUACCCUGUUGACUCUCACCAGGUUAACUGGUUGACUGUCUCCCGUGACCGCCCCCUCGAGCGCUGCGGCGAGUGCGGUAACGUUGUCAAGCUGAACUACGUCGGACCUGAGGAGGACCCUCACGCCCACGACCACGACCACGACCACGGCCACGGCCACCACGCUGCCCCCGAGGAACCCAAGACCUUCGCCGACUACGUCAAGCCCGAGUACUGGUACCGGUAAAUACCCCCGCAGUACGACGCGCGAGUUUCAAAAAAGAGAAUAAGAAACAAGCAAAGGGACGGAUCAAGACGGGCUAGUACCAGAGUGUCAAACGCAACGUAUUUAAGCAUUGGGUCUACUAUAUACGGGUUCAUUCACGUCCAUUAAUUUCGGUCUAGUCAUUGCUUGAAGGUCUUUAGCUUGUUUCUGCUUUUAUCUGUACACCGACACCGAAGGUGCAUGCAUGUCUCUUUCAUUUGUUUUUAAUUGUAGAAUAGUUGUGGAUGAAUG